AUGUCGCCCGGCAAGAUACUGAAGUUGGCUGUUAACUCGCUGUUUCAGAUCAACGUCGCCUCAGGGUUUUGCGAGGGCCUGGCUGUGGAAUCAGGUUCCCUGACGGUGUCCAUCACAGACAUGCGUGCUCCAGUGGUGGGGGGCUCCGGGGGGGUCUACGCUCUGUGCUCGGCGCAUCUGGCCAACGUUGUCAUGAACUGGGCAGGGAUGCGGUGUCCAUACAAGCUCCUGCGAAUGAUUCUGGCGUUGGUGUGCAUGAGCUCGGAGGUGGGCCGGGCCGUGUGGCUGCGAUUCUCUCCGCCCCUGCCUUCCUCGGGGCCCCAGCCCAGCUUCAUGGCCCACUUGUCGGGGGCGGUGGUGGGCAUCAGCAUGGGCCUGCUCAUCCUGCGCAGCUACGAGGAGAGCCUGCAGAAGCAGUGCUCCUGGUGGGUUAUCGUCUUCUCCUUCAUCACCUUCCUCCUCUUCGCCAUCUUCUGGAACAUCUUCGCCUACGAGCUGCUGGGGGUGCAGAUCCCGCCCCCUCCCUGAAGAAGGCCGUCCCACUCCAUCCACGUUGCUCC
Messenger RNA from Osmerus eperlanus (European smelt), 560 nucleotides. It is a transcript of the gene rhbdl1, whose product is annotated as rhomboid, veinlet-like 1 (Drosophila). The transcript has 5 exons. Gene Ontology annotation, molecular function: serine-type endopeptidase activity. Bases 1 to 528 code for a protein of 175 amino acids. NCBI's taxonomy places the organism in Eukaryota, Metazoa, Chordata, Actinopteri, Osmeriformes, Osmeridae. The record is from RefSeq and is a predicted model, not a curated record. Gene Ontology annotation, cellular component: membrane.